Messenger RNA from Mus pahari (shrew mouse), 2049 nucleotides. RefSeq names its product NIMA related kinase 3 (gene Nek3). The record is from RefSeq and is a predicted model, not a curated record. Gene Ontology annotation, molecular function: protein kinase activity; ATP binding. The transcript is spliced from 16 exons. Gene Ontology annotation, biological process: protein phosphorylation. Bases 104 to 1636 code for a protein of 510 amino acids. Lineage: Eukaryota; Metazoa; Chordata; Mammalia; Rodentia; Muridae.
CCCAGUGCCGGCCCGCACGGAGCGGAGAAGCCACGCACACCGCUGGGAGUUUGGGAGAGCCAGCAGUGACCGUAGGGGUAGAGCCCAGCUGCGGCUGCCCAGCAUGGACGACUACACAGUCCUGAGAGUGAUUGGCCAGGGCUCCUUCGGCAGGGUUCUUCUGGUUCUGCAGGAAAGCAGCAAUCAGACAUUCGCCAUGAAGGAAAUCAGACUGCUCAAGUCUGAUACACAGACUUCUAGGAAAGAGGCUGUUCUGCUCGCCAAAAUGAAGCACCCCAAUAUUGUUGCCUUUAAGGAGUCAUUUGAAGCUGAAGGGCAUCUGUAUAUUGUGAUGGAGUAUUGUGAUGGAGGGGAUCUGAUGCAGAAGAUUAAACAGCAAAAAGGGAAGUUAUUCCCUGAAGACACGAUACUUAAUUGGUUUAUACAAAUUUGUCUUGGAGUAAAUCACAUUCACAAGAGACGUGUUUUACACAGAGAUAUCAAGUCCAAAAAUGUCUUCCUCACCCACAAUGGAAAAGUGAAAUUGGGAGAUUUUGGCUCUGCCCGUCUUCUCUCCAGUCCCAUGGCAUUUGCAUGCACGUACGUGGGAACACCUUAUUAUGUGCCUCCGGAAAUCUGGGAGAACCUGCCUUACAACAAUAAAAGUGACAUCUGGUCCUUGGGAUGCAUUCUGUAUGAACUCUGCGCACUGAAGCAUCCAUUCCAGGCAAAUAGUUGGAAAAACCUGAUCCUGAAAAUAUGCCAGGGGCCCAUCCACCCGCUGCCAGCUCUGUACUCCUGUAAGCUUCAGGGCCUGGUCAAGCAGAUGCUGAAAAGGAACCCUUCGCAUCGUCCUUCUGCCACGACCCUGCUCUGCAGGGGUAGCUUAGCUCCACUGGUCCCGAAGUGCUUGCCCCCUCAGAUCAUCAGAGAAUAUGGAGAACAAAUACUAGAUGAAAUCAAAAUAUCCACGCCUAAGAAUAUGAAAAAUCAGGAUCCCAACAGAGUCGGGAGAGCUCUGGGAAGUGAAGCAAUCACCGCUGUGCAAGAGGAAGAACGUGGUAGAAAGUAUAGCCAUACUGAAUUGGAAAACACUGGUACAACCCCAGCUGGAAAUGCAUUGGGAAGAGCAGCCAGAGGAAAUCCAGGUAACCCACUGGAGCAUGGGAGGCAUACCAGUCCGGCGAGUCCUCACAGGCCACAGUGGGAGAGGCACGGUCCCAGUUCCGCUGUAGCAGCUUUGGAGAAAGCGUCCGUCCUUACCUCCAGUUUCACGGCAGAGGAUGACAGAGGUGGGUCUGUGAUCAAGUACAGUGAAGAAAAUGCCCGAAGGCAGUGGGUCAGAGAGCCCCCUGAGGCCUUGCUGUCAAUGCUGAAGGACGCUGAUCUUAGCCAGGCAUUUCAAACGUACACAAUAUAUAGACCAGGUGCAGAAGGAUUCCUGAAAGGUCCCCUUUCUGAAGACACAGCAUCGGACAGCGUCGAUGGUGCUCUCGAUUCUGUCAUUUUAGACCCAGAGAGGUUUGAACCUCGGCUGGAUGAAGAAGACACGGACUUUGAGGAAGAUAACGAAAACUCCGAUUGGAUGUCAGAACUAAAGAAGCACGUAGGAUGGGGGGAUGGACCUGAUGGACAGCUCCUCGGAGAACGUGCCUGAGUUAUGUCGAGACACUGGCGAGACUCUGAUGGCUAGGAACGGAAGUGAGGACUGAGAAAAUGUAUAUCACGAGCUUACAAAGCAAUCAAGAACCCUUGUGAGAUUUCAACACAACGGAGGCCUAGCAGAUGCCGCAUGCCGUGUGUUCCGACAGAACAGAGAUACCAUGCUCGCCUGCCGGCCACUAUGUAUGCGACAAUAGGAAAUGACUUAACUCCUUUGAUCCUGAAUUUUCUCAACUAUAACUAUAACUCCUUUGAUCCUGAAUUUUCUCAACUGUAACAAUGCCUACCUCAUAGGAACACUCACUGAGACAGUUAUAACUGUCCAGUGCCUGUUAUCCACAAUUACCAUGUAACACUCUCACAUUUCCUAAAUGUUUAAGGAUCCAAAUACAUCAAGCUAUGGCAUAA